This is a messenger RNA of Ambispora gerdemannii, 1383 nucleotides long. Lineage: Eukaryota; Fungi; Glomeromycota; Glomeromycetes; Archaeosporales; Ambisporaceae. The record is from the annotation of a GenBank genome assembly.
AUGCUAAUUAAAGACGAAUACGAUCUCAUUAUAGUUGGUGCUGGUAUUCUUGGCUGUGCUGCUGCCGUAGCGUUCGGGAAACAGGAGCGAAACGUCUUACUUAUAGAAAGGGAUUUGAAUGAGCCGGACCGUAUAGUCGGUGAACUUCUUCAACCGGGAGGCGUUAUAGCACUUGAAAAACUCGGUCUUGCAGAAUGUCUCGAGAAUAUUGACUCAAUCUCUUGUCAUGGUUACGUUGUCUUUCGUGAUGGCCAGUAUGUUCAGAUUCCUUAUCCCGACCGCUCUGAUGGACAGCCUGGAAGAGGACGUUCAUUUCACCACGGUCGUUUCGUUAUGAAUUUGCGAAAAGCAGCUGCAGCCGAAUCGAAUGUCACAAUUUAUGAGGGUAUAGCUAAUGAAGUAAUUUUAUGUCCAAUAACUGACCGUGCUAUAGGAGUUUCCUGCUCCAAGAAAGGGGAAAGUGAAGUCACCAUUAAUUUCUUUGCACCAUUGACGAUUAUUGCGGAUGGAUGUUUUUCCAAGUUUAGGAAAGAAUUUAUACCCAAACAAGUCACCGUGAAAUCGAAUUUUGUUGGUUUUGUAAUGACAGAUUCUCAACUUCCUUAUCAAAAUUAUGGACAUGUAGCGCUCGGUAAAAUUUCACCUAUAUUAAUGUAUCAGAUAAGCACAGAACAUGCAAGAGUCUUGGUUGACGUUCCCGGAAAAUUACCAAGUAACGGAACUGGUGCUUUGAAGAAAUAUCUCGAAGAAGUCGUAUUACCUGAUAUCCCCAAGUCAUUGCAGACAAAAUUCUACGAGGCUUUGAAAACAGAAAGAUUGCGCUCGAUGCCAAACAGCUUUCUUCCUCCAUCUACAAAUGUCAAUGAAGGGCUAAUUCUUUUAGGCGAUGCAAUGAACAUGCGUCAUCCUCUUACCGGGGGAGGAAUGACUGUCGCGUUCAAUGAUGUAGUAACUCUUUCCGAACUACUUCAUCCCUCGCAAAUUCCUGAUUUUUCUGAUACCGGUCUUAUUCUGUCAAAAAUGCAAACUUUUCAUUGGCGUCGAAAGGAAUACUGCAGUGUAAUUAAUAUACUCGCUCAAGCACUCUACACACUAUUUAGUGCAAAUGAUGAAAAUCUACGCGUUCUAAGAGAGGGCUGUUUCGAAUACUUCCUGUUGGGCGGAAGAUGUAUAUCAGACCCAUGUGGUCUACUAUCUGGCUUAAGACCCAAACCAAUGAUUUUGAUUGGACACUUCUUUGCAGUUGCUGUUUACUCUAUUUAUUGUUUUUUUGCUCAAUCUUCAAUCCUGUCUAUUCCACAAAACAUCAUCAAAAGUUUUAUGGUCCUUUACACCGCCUGUUUGGUUAUUCUCCCGCUCCUUUGGACAGAAUGUCAACCCUGA